This is a messenger RNA of Sinocyclocheilus grahami, 1176 nucleotides long. RefSeq names its product GTPase IMAP family member 7-like. Lineage: Eukaryota; Metazoa; Chordata; Actinopteri; Cypriniformes; Cyprinidae. The record is from RefSeq and is a predicted model, not a curated record. The coding region runs from base 1 to 1176 and encodes 391 amino acids. The transcript has 4 exons. Gene Ontology annotation, molecular function: GTP binding.
AUGCUGUUUGAACAGAUAGACCAGCUCGUGACUGUAAAUGGUGAAGAGUAUUACACAAAUGAAAUGCUUCAGGCAGCUGAGAGAGCAAUAGAGGAAGAAAAAGAAAGACUUAUGCUGCAACUAAAAAUGAGAGUGAAGGAGCACCUUCGACUGGUUCUGGUCGGCCUUCAGGGAGUUGGGAAGAGUGCAGCAGGAAACAUCAUUCUGGGCCGAGAAGAGUUUCUCUCAGACCUCAGCGCCACUUCUCUCACAUCCACAAUGCCAGAGCAGCAGAAUCCAUGUGAAGAGCUCAGGAUUGUUCUCUUGGGAAAAACUGGAGUUGGAAAAAGUGCCACUGGAAACACUAUUCCUGGUGAAAAUGUUUUUAAAGUGAAUUUGUCAUCAUCGUCUGUGACAAAGGUUUGCUGUAAAGCUACAAAGAAUGUGAACAGUACAAAGGUUGCUGUUAUUGACACACCAGGACUGUUUGACCCCAGCUUUACUAUAGAGGAGAUGGUCAGCAGAAUUAAGCUGUGUAUUCCCCUUUCUGCUCCUGGUCCACACGUCUUCUUACUGGUGCUUCAGCCUGGUCGCUUCACAAAAGAGGACAGAGACACCGUGGACAUCUUUCUCAAGAUCUUUGGAGAAGAUGCAAGUAAGCACGCCAUGAUUUUAUUUACACAUGGAGAAAAGUUUGAGGGUAGAAAUGUUCAAGAGUUUGCCGCUGGCAAUCCUGAAUUAAAGACACUCUUUGAGAAAUGUCAGCGAUAUCAUGUUUUUAAUAAUGAGAACAAAGAUACCAUGCAGGUUGAGCAACUUUUUGAAAAAAUGCACAAGAUGAUUUCUGAGAAUAGAGGGCACUUUUAUACCAAUGAAAUGCUUGAGAAGGCAGAGAUCACAAUUCAAGAGGAAAAACAGCGAAUCUUAAUGGAAAAUGAAGAGCAGAGAAGCAAAGAACUGGAGGAUCUGAAAAUCAAAUAUGAAGCAGAGGCUCUGAAUCAGGCCAUAACAGAGCUGUGGGAAAGAAAAGAGAGGGAGGCAAGAGAGAAAGUGGAGAGAAACAACACAUUUCUCAAAAUAAUCACAGACUUUCUGUUUACUACUCUUGAAAACUUGGACAAAACCAAUAAAAAUUUCGUUUACUUUGAUCUCAUUAGCAUGAAAACACUUGCUGCUGCUUCAGCCGUCAUAUGGUAG